This is a messenger RNA of Medioppia subpectinata, 987 nucleotides long. The record is from the annotation of a GenBank genome assembly. NCBI's taxonomy places the organism in Eukaryota, Metazoa, Arthropoda, Arachnida, Sarcoptiformes, Oppiidae.
GAAAGCGAGAUCCAAGUGUUGACACGUCUUCAGCCGCACAAACAUAUUAUGGAAUUUAUUUCGUGGGGAAAAAUCAAUCAAAAUAUUUAUCUUCUUUUGUGUGAAUACUGCGGAUGCGGUUCAUUACAAGACAUUAAGUUACCGGUUGCUAAUCAGCAGCAGUUGAACCGAAUUGUAUACCAGACAUGUUUGGCCAUCGAAAGGAUGCAUUCCAUAGGCAUAACUCAUCGCGACUUAAAGAUUGAAAAUAUUUUGUUUGAUAACAACGGAAUCGUUAAGUUAUGCGAUUUCGGUUCGGCCACUACUGACUCAUACCUUCCGGACCUGAAUUGGACACCAAUUCAGAGGUCACUUCUUGAGGAUGAGAUGUGUCGACACACGACUCCAAUGUAUAGACCGCCCGAAAUAUUAGACACUUAUCUCCAUUUGCCAAUCAAUACGGCGAUCGACAUCUGGGCCUUCGGUUGCCUUCUAUAUUGUCUUAAGUUUGGGAGACAUCCGUUUGAAGACUCGGCAAAACUACGGAUAAUUAAUUGCAAUUAUACUAUUCCUAACAACUCUUCUGAUUCCGAUUUAAUCGUUCGGAUUAUUAAAUCUUGUAUUAAAGUGGAUCCCAACGAACGAAUGCCCGCAACAGACAUAAUAGGUUUAUUAGAGGAGAAUUUUGUUGAUCUGAACGCUCCGUGCGUUAAUCCCCGUCAGACCACACCUACACAACCGACAAACCCAGUGAUUGGAGUCGUCCCGAACGCCCCUUUGCCCCAAAUACCCGGUUCAGCUCAGCCUUCAUUCAGCUUUUCUGGAUUUACUCGUUAUAUCAAAGAUACGUCUAAUAAAGUGAUGCAAACCGUUCAGAAUUCAAUUGCUCGCCAAGACUUGGAUAUGUCUUUUUUGACGAGUCGUCUAAUUGUAAUGUCAUAUCCGGCCGAAGGUCUUGAGUCCGCGUAUAGAAAUCAUAUCGAAGACGUGAAAGCAUUCCUUGAAUCA